UUCCGCCUUGGCUAUGGAGAACCAGGCAGCCGAGCAGCACAGCUAUGAGGACGUCCAAAAAAGCGGCUAUCUCCGCAAACAUAAAUCAAUGCACCGGCGCUUCUUCGUGCUGAGGGCGGCCUCGGAGCGUGGUCCCGCGCGCUUGGAGUACUAUGAAAACGAGAAGAAAUUCCGCAGUAAAUCACCAGUGCCCAAAAAAGUGCUCAGUCUGGAGACUUGCUUUAACAUCAACAAGCGGGCAGAUUCCAAAAACAAACACAUGAUAGUGCUUUACACCCGCAGUGAGAGCUUUGCCAUAGCGGCGGACAGCGAGGAGAUCCAAAACGAGUGGUACCAAGCGAUGCUGGACCUUCAGUGCAACUGUAAGAUUCACAGCUGGGAUGUGGUCGGACUGGAUGGUUUUGCACGAGGCCUGACCUGCUCCAGCAAAACUCCAGAUGACUAUGGCAGUAGUGGUGAAUGCAGCUCACCAUCUCCGAUCCCAACCUUUAAAGAAGUAUGGCAGGUUAAGGUGUGGCCCAAAGGUCUUGGACAUGCCCGAAACCUGGUGGGCAUCUACCGGCUGUGCCUCACCGACAAAACGGUCAACUUUGUCAAACUCAAUUCAGAUGUGGCUUCUGUGGUGCUGCAGCUAAUGAACGUGCGCCGCUGCGGUCACUCAGAGAACUUCUUCUUUAUAGAAGUGGGCCGCUCCGCCAUCACUGGUCCAGGGGAGUUCUGGAUGCAGGUGGACGACUCUGUGGUGGCUCAGAAUAUGCAUGAGACCUUGCUGGAAGCCAUGAAGGCCUUAAGUGAAGAAUUUCGCCAGCGCAGUAAGUCACAGUCUGUGGGGACAUCAUGUGGGACUGCCUCUAACCCCAUCAGUGUUCCCAGCCGUCGCCAUCACCCAAACCUUCCCCCCAGCCAGGUGGGUUUCUCCAGGCGUGCCCGCACUGAGACACCAGGUAGCAGCACAAGCACUUCACCCACAUCUCGCUAUGGCUUCCCUAGAGCCAGGACAGCCAGCAUUGGGGCACGCUCAGAAGAGAGUGGAACAAGUGGCAAAGGAACAUGGGCCAGCUCAAGCCCAAGCCUUAAUGGAUCUUGUUCAACUACACCCACAUUGAGGCCCAAACCCACCCGGGCACCCACUCCUGCUAAAAUCACCCUUAGCCUCGCAAGGUACACCCCUAACCCAGCGCCCUCCCCUGCCCCCAGCUUGUCCUCCAGCUCCGGCCAUGGCUCUGAGUGUGGACUGGUGGGGGCAGCGGUGGGAGGCAUGACAAUCUGUUCUUACCCUCGGGUCUCUCAGAGAGUGUCUAUUUCAGGCUCCCCCAGUGAUUACGGCUCCUCUGAUGAGUAUGGCUCAAGUCCUGGGGAGCACUCUUUGCUUGUCCCAAGUUUGUCUGGGCAUCAUGGCGAGGGAAUGUCCAGCUACAUUGUCAUGGGGCACUCCCAUCAUCGCUCCAAAGGCCGUAGGAUUCUGCGGCGAUCUUCAAGUAGAGAAUGUGAGGCAGAGCACAGACUACUAAGUAAAAGAUCUUCUUUACCUUUAGCGUCUCAUGAACGGCUCACUCCACACCGCAAAGAGGAGGAAGAUGAGGAUGAGGAGUACACAUUCAUGUCUCAGUGUGCAGACAGGGGGGCUACAGGGGAGAGUAAGAAAAGGGGAGAGAAAAGCCAGGGAGCUGUGGCUGGAGCCUUGGAUAGUGGCUACAUGUCAAUGCUGCCUGGUGUCUCAACUCCUCCAGUGUCUCUGUCUCUCGGUAUGGGCAUAUCUGAUAAAGGAGGGGACGAAUACAUGGCAAUGACACCCAACAACAGUGUGUCUCCCCCUCGCCACAUGCGACAGCCCAACACAGAGGGCUACAUGCUCAUGUCUCCCAACAGCAGUAGCUCCACAGAUCUGCCUGGGCUGAGCAUGUGGGAGGGUAGGGACAACACGGAGAGUCGGACACAGACCAACUAUAUGAACGUGUCUCCUGUUAGCAGCCGCUCUGCCUGCAACACCCCCCCCUCUCAUCCCGAGCAAAACCAAAUGCAGCCAAAAAUGUUCAAUUCUUAUUUCUCUCUUCCAAGAGCCUAUCAACAUACUCUUUGUACUCGCUUUGAGGAUGACUAGCAAGAGGGGGAGAAAAAGGACAGCAGUGUUGAUCACACUAGUAGAAAAGGUGCCAUGGUGUUUAGUAAAAGGAACAAAAUGACAGUGGGCCCAGCAGGAGGCUGCCAACUCUCUAUGUCUUCCUCCUCCUUCUCCUCCAGUUCAGCCAGCAGUGAGAGUCUGGAGGACAAGUCCUUAUCAGCAGGGCGAGGGCUGAGUCUUUUAAGGACAGGUGUAGAGUACAAAAGUGCUGGAACAAGCACGAAGGAUGGACAUCACCCAAAACGUGGCUCAAGUAAGAGCCCAAAGCAGCAAAGAAGGAGUCGUCCUCUGAGUGGAUCGGACUUGUUUAAAGCAAACACCCUGCCUCGCGUCAAAGAGAACCUGCCUCCGAAAAUGUCAAAGGGCGUGGGGGAAUAUGUGAGCAUUGUGUUUACAGAAGACAAGUACAGUGUACAUCAUGAAGGCACACAUCAUGGACACUCUGUCAUACACGGCACCCUGCGUCCUGUGAACCAGCCCCUUCUUUGUCAUAAUAACAUGGCCAACCUUCCCCGCAGUUUCUCAGCUCCUCUUUCUGUCCCUGCAGAAUAUGUUAGCAUGGACCUGGGGAAGUCCUCCACAAACACUAUUCCUGUCAGGUCCACUUUCAACACCCCCCAAGGCUCUCCAUCUACGACCCCAAAAGUCAAACACACUACGCCUUCUCCUCUGGCCGCUGAGAGCAACCUUGGGUACAGGCCAGGGAUGCCCUCAGUGGAGGCGUCCAGUUUGAGCUUUUCUCCCGUGAAAUCUGUGAAGUCUCCGGAGCGGGGCAGUCGGUUGGUUCGUGGCGACACACAGGGACGUUGUAGCCACCAUGCAGACAAGUUUAACUCUCCUCCAUCACACCCGUCUCCAUCUUCUGCCUCCCAUUUUCCAGAGGGCAGCCAGCCACCCAGCCAUCGACACCUGGACUGCUCACAAUGGGAUAGUGGCCAAGCACCUGCUGCAGCACCACAAGUCUCAAGCUCAUCUGCACAGCAAGGCCUUAACUACAUUGACCUUGACUUGGCCGUUAAAGAGAGCCCUCAGGCCGGACCCUACAACACAGGAGGCAGCAGCAUUGGCCCCAGCCUCAACGCUUAUGCCAGUAUUGAUUUCUACAAGUCCGAAGAACUGAGAGCACACCAGAGCAGUAAAAAGGAAGGUCAAGAUUGUUGACCUGCUCUUUAGUCGAAUCGGAGGAUGACAACGUGACAGCUCCAAGCAUCACAGCCCAGUCUGUUGUUGUUAACUCUACACUGGACUUACCUGUUCAACCAAAUGUGUGCCAAACAUGCAUGCAUACAGACUUUCAUAUAAGGUGAGGGAUUGUGUUUAAAUUAACUUGACAUUUGAUGACAACUGGUAACACUGACAUAUUAAAAAUGUAACAGCACUAUAGGCUCAUUCAAUCAGACCCAUACGGACUCAAUCAACCAAUCGCUUUUUUAAAGGGUUUCAGGGAAUAUUAAAACUCGUUCACCUCUGCAGUGCUCAAAAAGUUUGGAAAAAAUUAUAAACAGUUUCUUUUUUGUUCUACAGUAUUAUGUGAUAAUCCUCAUCAAAUGUCACUUUGAUUUGAAGUUAAAAAGGGAAUGCAGUCACGAUGACACUUGUCACUGUAAUUUUCUAUUAAUCUAGAAAGUGUUUGAUUACUGAAAGAUUUCUGUUAGUUACGCAAUGGAUUUUAAUAAAAACUGAAUCUUUUUUCAAGAAAUUGGACAGGUAGUUUUUAUAAUGAAGACACGUAUGGUUACAUUACAUUGGGAAAUUUCUGGAAUAUUGGAAUAUUUCUAUUCCAGUAUUUAAAAAAAAAAAAAUAAGGCAAAGUAGCAUCAUUCAUAUUCACAAAAUAUAAAAUAAAUCUAUUGCGUAGCACAGAAAACCGAAGGACAAACUGCGUCUUAAGUUUUUAUUCCUCUGCAGUAUGGACUAUAGUAGUAUUAGUUUAAUAAUCAGAACUAUUGCACAUACUGUAGUUUGCUUUCUUCUUAAUUCUACUAUAGAGAGACACAUUACAACAGUACAAUAUAUACAAUUUACAAUAUACAUACAGUAUAAUGAGUAAUACUAUAUAGCCUAGAUAUAUAUAUAUACUCUUUUAUAAAGUGCCUCAUUUUUGAUUGUAGCUGUUUUUACAGGUAAUUUUCAAAUGGGUUGAAAAAAGAAAAUUGUUGUUUCUCACCUGAGUCUAAAUUGUGAACCUUAAAAUGAACAUAAUCCUUAUACUACCAUUAUUAAACUGUAAUCAAAUUGCCUUACUAUAAAAAUCUAGUUUUGUUGAGUUGCCGUGCCUACUACUUCAGCCACAAUGUAAGCACUCUGUAGUUUUUUUGUUGGUCUUCAAAUUGAGGUUUGGUAAAAAAAAAAGAAAAAAAAAAAAGACGCAAAAAAAUAAAAAU
Boleophthalmus pectinirostris (great blue-spotted mudskipper) is the source of this 4506-nucleotide messenger RNA. Its product is annotated as insulin receptor substrate 1-B. Gene Ontology annotation, biological process: insulin receptor signaling pathway. Gene Ontology annotation, cellular component: plasma membrane; cytosol. Gene Ontology annotation, molecular function: phosphatidylinositol 3-kinase binding; insulin receptor binding. The record is from RefSeq and is a predicted model, not a curated record. NCBI's taxonomy places the organism in Eukaryota, Metazoa, Chordata, Actinopteri, Gobiiformes, Gobiidae.